AUGGCCACGGAGCAAACAGGUAGCAGGAAGCGGAAAGCGCCCGCCAUCGAGGGGGCCGCUGCGAGCUCGUCGUCCCAGGGCUGGGUGGCGGCGGCUGGAGAGGGCCCGCUGUUGCUGCCCAAGAAGCAGAAGCGGCCGGUCACGCGGCGCUCGCUGGUGCCCUACCUGAUGGGCCGCGAGGUGGGCGCGCGGGGCCGCGCGGGGUUCCGGGGCUUCGAGGGCAGACUGCGCGGCUACGCGGUGCACAAGCUGCCCGAGCUGCUGCGGGAGCGCGAGCUGGCCCUGGGCACCCUCAACAAGGUGUUCGCGUCGCAGUGGCUGAACGCCAGGCAGGUGGUGUGCGGCACCAAGUGCAACACGCUCUUCGUGGUGGAUGUGCAGUCGGGCCAGAUCACGCGCAUCCCGCUCUUGCAUCGGAAACCCGAGCCGCCUCGGGCCCAGCCAAGCUGUGGCAUCCACGCCAUCGAGCUGAAUCCCUCCAAGACGCUUCUGGCCACCGGGGGCGAGAACCCCAACAGCCUGGCUGUCUACCAGCUGCCCACCCUGGACCCCUUGUGCCUGGGCGACCGCCAUGGCCACAGGGACUGGAUCUUCGCCAUCGCCUGGAUGAGCGACACUGUGGCUGUGAGCGGGUCCCGCGACGGCACUGUGGCUUUGUGGAGAAUGGAUCCCUACAGGAUCAAUGGCAGCAAAGCCUGGCACAGUGACGAACAGCUCCCCGUGUACGCCCACAUCCGUCCGAGGGACAUGGAGACCAUCCCCAGGUCCAGCACCAACCCCAGUAACCGAAAGGUGCGGGCCCUGGCCUUUAAUCAUAAGAACCAGGAGCUGGGAGCAGUGUCCCUAGAUGGCUACUUCCACCUGUGGAAAGCCCGCAGCACCCUGUCCAGGAUGCUGACCAUCAGGCUGCCCUACUGCAGAGAGAACGUGUGCCUGACCUACUGUGAUGAGUUGUCCCUCUAUGCGGUGGGCUCCCAGUCCCACGUCUCCUUUGUGGAUCCGCGCCAGCGCCAGCAGAAUAUCAGGCCCCUGUGUUCCCGAGAGGGCGGCACUGGUGUGCGCUCCCUGAGCUUCUACCAGCACAUCGUCACCGUGGGCACAGGCCAUGGCUCCCUGCUCUUCUAUGACACCCGUGCCCAGAAGUUCCUGGAGGAGAAAGCCUCUGCCGUCUUGGACUCCACCAGGGAGCCUACAGGGAGGAAGCUGAGGCUCACGUGUGGCAGAGGCUGGCUCAAUCACAAUGACUUGUGGGUGAACUUCGGUGGCAUGAAUGAGUUCCCCAAUGCUCUCUACACCCACUGCUACAACUGGCCUGAGAUGAAGCUCUUUGUGGCUGGGGGGCCUCUCCCUUCAGGCCUCCACGGGAACUAUGCAGGCCUCUGGAGCUAA
Messenger RNA from Myotis lucifugus (little brown bat), 1389 nucleotides. RefSeq names its product DDB1- and CUL4-associated factor 12-like protein 2. Lineage: Eukaryota; Metazoa; Chordata; Mammalia; Chiroptera; Vespertilionidae. The record is from RefSeq and is a predicted model, not a curated record. Gene Ontology annotation, cellular component: Cul4-RING E3 ubiquitin ligase complex. Gene Ontology annotation, molecular function: protein binding.